UAGGGGCAAAGCUUAGACGUUACAUACACAAAUAUUCCAAUUUUUCCAAAUACUCCAAUUCCCAAUUUCUCUGUUUCCAUUUACUCUAACUAAUGGCGGAUUCCCAUAGAAAAACUCCCUCCUUUCCACCGGCCUUAACUAUCGCCCUCGCCCUCGCCAUCGUCGCCUUUGCUUCUCUGUUCUCUGCUGUUUCAUCUUAUCACCGCCCGCCACCUCGCCGGAAUCUCUUCGUUCCUCGCCGUCGAGAUCUCGAUUCCGAUUCUCCAGAACAGGUUCAUAUAUCUCUUGUUGGUGUUGAUAAAAUGAGGAUAACAUGGAUAACAGAGGACUCUGCAGCGGCUGUGGUGGAAUAUGGCACAUCUCCUGGAGUUUACACCAAUCUUGUAAAUGGAACUACCUCCUCGUACAAAUAUGCAUUUUAUGAAUCUGGUAAUAUUCAUGAUGUAACCAUUGGUCCUCUCGAUCCCAACACCACUUAUUACUAUAGGUGCAGCUCGAACUCGGCCCGGAAUUUCAGUUUAAAAACCCCACCUGCUCAGCUCCCCAUCAAAUUUGUGGUCAUUGGUGAUCUUGGGCAGACAGAAUGGACCAAAACAACUCUCGAAAAUGUAGCGAAAUCAGACUAUGAUGUGCUCAUACUUCCCGGUGACUUGUCGUAUGCUGAUUUCAUUCAGUCUCUAUGGGACUCGUUUGGCAGGCUUGUCGAGCCACUGGCCAGCCAAAGGCCAUGGAUGGUCACUAAUGGCAACCAUGAAGUAGAGCGCAUACCAGUGAUUCAUUCCCACCCUUUCACAGCAUACAAUGCAAGAUGGCACAUGCCUUUCGAAGAGAGCUCAUCAAAUUCCAACCUAUACUAUUCAUUCAACACGGCUGGUGUGCACGUUAUCAUGUUGGGAUCCUAUACCGAUUUCGACAAGAGUUCAGCUCAGUAUGAAUGGCUCGUAGCGGACUUAAAGAAGGUUGAUCGCGCAACGACCCCAUGGAUUGUGGUGCUUCUUCAUGCUCCAUGGUAUAACUCCAACACUGCUCACCAGGGAGAGAAAGAGUCUGUUGACAUGAAGGCAGCCAUGGAAGAUCUGCUCUAUCAAGCUCGUGUAGACGUGGUGUUUUCUGGGCAUGUUCAUGCUUAUGAGCGCUUCACUCGUGUUUAUAAUGGGGAAGCAAACAAUUGUGCACCAAUAUAUAUCACAAUCGGCGACGGGGGCAACCGUGAAGGCCUUGCAAGCAAGUAUAUCGACCCGAAGCCAACGAUUUCAUUAUUCAGGCAGGCAAGUUUUGGACAUGGACGGUUUGAGGUGUUGAAUGAGACACAUGCACUCUGGACAUGGCACAGGAACGAUGACGGCAAUGUAACUGUCGUUGGCGAUUCAUUCUGGUUUAAGAGCCUCUCUUCUGAUCCAGCUUGUAGAAUAUGAGUAUUCUUCUAUAAAUUCUAUUAUUAAGCAACUAAUUAAUAUUGAAAAGGAAACAAAAGCAAUCGUUUUUUCAGUUAAGGUUUACACAUUCAAGGGAGAUGUAAGAAAUCAUCUCUGUUGAAUGAGUUUGUUUAGAUUCUCAUAGAGAUGACCACAUUUCAUCCGCACUUUUGGCUUCGUCCUCGCCCACUAUUGAAGUGAAGAUCAGAUACUGAAAAAGGCAAAUUAUAGAAUAAAUCUGCUUAGGCUGCUGAGGCACUAUACUGCAGUCUUCUUUUCUUACACACGUCAUUUGAAAUAAUAUUUGGGGUACAGUUUAUAUUGAUUUGAA
Cucumis melo (muskmelon) is the source of this 1746-nucleotide messenger RNA. Its product is annotated as probable purple acid phosphatase 20. The record is from RefSeq and is a predicted model, not a curated record. Bases 93 to 1415 code for a protein of 440 amino acids. The transcript has 5 exons. Gene Ontology annotation, molecular function: acid phosphatase activity; metal ion binding. NCBI's taxonomy places the organism in Eukaryota, Viridiplantae, Streptophyta, Magnoliopsida, Cucurbitales, Cucurbitaceae.